Molecule: messenger RNA, 3146 nt
Organism: Ectocarpus siliculosus
Lineage: Eukaryota; Phaeophyceae; Ectocarpales; Ectocarpaceae
Source: the annotation of a GenBank genome assembly
AUGUAUCUCGCCAGAGCACAAGCCUCGAAGCGGGUUUUGACGGGUGCCGCCGCAGGUUGCCCCGCGGCGUCACGAAACGCCUCAAAACUGCCCGCUCUUGGGACAGAGCGCCUAUCGUCCUCUUCAGCAGCAGUAGCUCGUCACACCGGGCCUGUGUUAACAACACACGCACGGGUAGCGGGGGGGUUGCUUCCGACAGCGGCGCGAUGGUCGGCGAAGAGCGUGGCCGAGGCUCGAAGCGCCAGGCUGCUGGUGAGAGACCAGCAGACGAGGAGCUUGGGGUUGUUUUCGGGGGGAGGAGGGAUCUCGCACCAGAGGCUGAAGGAGCUCGAGAAGAUGGCGGCGCAGUCACCUUCCGAUGCGAACGCAGAGGCGAACUUCUUGGCCCCGCUUGCGGAGAAAUACCCGGAGCAGGCCAUGAGCCGCUUCGAAUCGGGGCAAUUCCCCAUCAACUCGGCGUCAAAGAUGGCCUACGUUAAGGCCGCCUCGGCGCUGGGACGGAUGGACCAGGUUGACAUACAGGCUUUGAUGGCGAUGCCAGAGGCUGGAGGAGUCAACCAGAUGGCCGGCGCUCAGGGUUUUGGAGGGGCAGGGGCCGGCAGGUUUGCUGGUGCUGGUGGCAUGAUGGGAGCGGGCGGGGGGGGGCAGGGCGAACCUCUCCGUGUCACUAUCGCCAACCCCAACGCGAUGAAGCAAAAUUUGUUUGGGCUGGUGCAGUUCACGGUGAAGUGGUUCUUCAUCGCGGUGAUCGUGUACAGCCUGUUCGACCUCGCGGCCAACUCCAAGCUCGUGGCCGCCCCCAGCGUGCACAUGGCCGAGACGAGCGACAAGACGUUUGACGACGUCGUUGGCGUCGAUGAGGCCAAGUCGGAGCUGGAGGAGAUCGUGAUGUACCUGAAGAACCCCCAGAUGUUCACGAGGCUGGGAGGGAAGCUGCCGCGGGGGCUGAUGUUGACGGGACCACCGGGAACAGGGAAAACGUUGCUGGCGAGGGCUAUCGCCGGAGAGGCGGGCGUGCCGUUCUACUACUCGUCGGGAUCGGAGUUCGAGGAGAUGUUCGUUGGGGUCGGCGCCAAGAGAGUGCGAGAGUUGUUCGCCGCCGCGAAAAAGACGGCGCCGUGCAUCAUCUUCAUCGACGAGAUCGACGCCAUCGGCUCCUCUCGACAGCUCCGGGACAGCUCUGCCUUGAAGAUGACCCUCAACCAGCUGCUGGUGGAGAUGGACGGAUUCGACCAGAACAGCAACAUCAUCGUCAUCGCCGCGACCAACUUCCCCCAGACCCUGGACCACGCCCUCACACGCCCCGGCCGCUUCGACAAGCACGUGGCGGUGCCGCUGCCCGACGUCCGCGGCCGCGAGCAGAUCCUGGGCCUGUACACGUCGCGCACCAUUUUGGACUCGGCCGCUAACCUUAAGGCGCUGGCGCAGGGCACCCCCGGGUUCUCCGGCGCUGACCUGUCCAACCUCGUGAACCAGGCGGCCGUGAAAGCAAGCUUGGACGGGGCGAAGGCCAUCACGACGGAAGCCUUGGAGUGGGCCAAGGACAAGAUUCUCAUGGGGGCGGAGCGGCGGUCGGCGGUCAUCAGCGAGGAGACCGCCAAGUGCACGGCGUUCCACGAGGGGGGACAUGCCAUCGUGGCGUUGAAGACGGUCGGGGCGCACCCGGUCCACAAGGCGACCAUCAUGCCGCGCGGGAACGCUCUGGGCAUGGUGAUGCAGCUGCCGGAGGGGGACCAGACCAGCAUGUCGAGGAAGCAGAUGUUGGCAAAGAUGGAUGUUUGCAUGGGGGGAAGGGUGGCGGAGGAGAUGAUCUUCGGCCCGGAGAACGUGACCUCGGGAGCCACCUCGGACUUGGAGCAGGCGACGAAGAUCGCGCUGGCGAUGGUGACGCAGUACGGCAUGUCGGACAAGGUCGGCAAGGUGUACAUGCCUGACCACCAAAAAGAGGGGCCGGAGAUGCGGGCAAAGGUUGACAGUGAGGUGCGAGAUCUCCUGGACAAGUCGUACCAGAGAGCGUGGGCGUGCCUGCAGACGCACCGGCGAGACCUCGACCUUCUCGCGAACGCCCUCAUCAAGCACGAGACCCUCACGGGGGCCGAGAUCAAGGACCUGCUCCUGGGCAAGCCUAUCAAGAUGGCCCCGGUGGACGUUAAGACGCGCUCGUCGUCAAAGAGGGCUCCGAGUUCGUCGAGCUCGUCGCCUACUAACCUGCCCGUGGCGAAGAGGCCGGUAGCGACGCAGGACUAAGAUACGUAGUUAACGGUGAGAGAGAGAGAGAGAGAGACAGCAGGGCAGUGACGACUCUCUGUUUUUUUUUUUUUGAGGCGAUUGAUUGGUUUUUGAGGUUGCGCUGUCGGUCGGUUGGGAGUCUAUUGACGGGCGGAGAAUUUUUCGUUUGGGUUGUUUGGGUUUGUUUUGGGAUGAAAGUGGCGGCCAGGCGCGCGCGGGGCGGGGGCGGGGGCGGGGGGGUCCCCCGCUACUGGCAGGGUGUUGAUCGGGGGGCGAGGAAAGCCCUACUGCUUUCGAGACGUGCGUGAUUAGGGGGUUGGUUGAAUAAUGCGAGAUUGUCUUUUUUUUUUGUGUGUGUGUUCGGCCUUUGUUUGUGAUCUUCUUUUGUGUGUCGCUCUUGUUGUUGAAUGAAAAACCUUCUUUUUUUAAUGAGCUUUGGUGUGACAGGUCAGUUGGGAGAAGCAACCGCUCUGCUCCAUAGCAAAUAGAUGGGGCUGAAUAACGCACGGUCAUCACCGUGUGCAUGGCAGGCGCGCGUGCAUGUAUCCUAGACACAGUGUUCUUGUAGAAAUGAGGUGCAUGUAUCUGUCGACGCUUUCUUCUGCAACCCAAACAUCCAAACCUUGCAUGUAGAAGCCGGCUUCCAUCUGUUAGAUAUGUUUUUUUUGUUUCCGUUCGUUCUAUUUUUGAGCAAUAACUUGUGGUGAUGGUUGAUAGAGACCUUCCGCCUCAUCGCGGUAGUUAUUCUGUAGGGCGAGGACGGAUCCACGUGCGUAUGGCGGCGGCAUUGUGAAAGGAGGAGACACUAAUUAAUGCUGUACUUUUUUCGUCUCUGGUGUUACAAGUUUUUGGCAGUUGAGGGACAGAAUGGGCGUGCCAGAUGGUGUUGUUGUGCUAAUAAUAAUCGUUUUUCAAGA